Molecule: messenger RNA, 933 nt
Organism: Cucurbitaria berberidis CBS 394.84
Lineage: Eukaryota; Fungi; Ascomycota; Dothideomycetes; Pleosporales; Cucurbitariaceae
Product: NAD(P)-binding protein
Exons: 2
Coding region: 1-933 (310 amino acids)
Molecular function (GO): oxidoreductase activity
Source: RefSeq, a predicted model, not a curated record
AUGGCAACGUCCAAGAAUGAGGUCGCGCUCGUCGUUGGUGCCUCUCGAGGCAUCGGGAGGCAGAUCGCCAUAGAUCUGGCGAAGGAAGGGUACGCCGUCGUUGUAGCAGCAAAAUCCACGUCAGACGCCUCGCAAACUCUCCCUUUCCCUCCCGACCCUAACUCUCGCCAAUCCACCAUCUCGACCGUUUCCCGCGAAAUCCGUGAAGCAGGCGGCGAAGCAACGCCCAUAACCGUUGACACACGCGACUACACAAGCAUACAACGUAUGGUGGACCAAACGAUCGCGAAAUACGGACGUUUGGACGUCUUGGUCUACAAUUCCGGCGCGAUAUGGUGGGCCAGCGUGGAAAAGACGCCCAUGAAGCGGUUCCAGUUGAUGCAGCAGGUCAACGUAGAAGGCUUGUACGGCACAGUGCAAGCUACACUCCCACAGUUCGAGAAGGCUGGGUGGAAGGGCAGGAUUGUUGUUGUUAGUCCACCGAUAUACUCCAGGUUCUUUAGGGGGAAGACGGCGUAUGCGAUGGGCAAAGUGGGCAUGAGCGUGCUUACGAAAGGUCUGGCCAUGGACUUCGAGCGCGAGGGGAAGAAAGAUAUGGCUAUUACAAGCAUCUGGCCUGCUACGGCUAUUCAGAGUGCUGCUACAGAAAAUUUAGUGAAAGAGGGAGCAGAGGAUCUAAGGAAAGCGAGUAUUUUCUCAGAUGCGAUACUCGCUAUGAUUCGGGCGCCCGUGUCGGAAGUCAAUGGACAGCUAGAAUUGGACGAAGACUUCUUGAGAAAGAAGGGUAUCGUGGAAUUUGCAAAGUAUAGUGUUGUGCCAGGGACGAGCCCUAGGAGAAUCAUGCCGGCGGAGUUUCCGGAUCUCACGGUUAGCGAGCAAAAUGACGAAGGGAGGAGAGUGGACAGUACGAAGUCAAGAGUUUCAAAGUUAUGA